Lindgomyces ingoldianus is the source of this 548-nucleotide messenger RNA. Its product is annotated as secreted protein NIS1. The record is from RefSeq and is a predicted model, not a curated record. NCBI's taxonomy places the organism in Eukaryota, Fungi, Ascomycota, Dothideomycetes, Pleosporales, Lindgomycetaceae. The transcript has a single exon. The coding region runs from base 75 to 548 and encodes 157 amino acids.
UUUAAUAAAAACCGUUCAGUAACUAUUUUGAAUCCACCUAUUUCAAACCAACAGUUCCCAGCCAAUCUACGAUAAUGCGGAUCUCAACUCUCGUUUCGACCUUGGCAACCAUCGCUCUCUCUUCUGCCCGGAUUAUCGGUCUCGCGGCACCUUCUACGCUGAAGCCUGGCGAUCCUUACGCCUUCAAGCUCCUCACCGAAAACUACAUCCAAAGCGUUUACGACGUUUCCGUUGCUUGGGGUUAUUCGGCCGCCCCAGGACACUUGCAAUCUCUAGGCAGCUCCGUCGGCUCUGCCUACCUUGGAUCAUCUGUAUCCAACACGCUCAACAAUAUUACGAUAUCUGCUUCUGCGCCGUCUGAUUUAGGAUCUUUGGCUGGGGAUUCGAAGAAGGUGGUGCUAAGCGCGGCUGUUUACAGCCUGUAUGGUGCAUCGUCCAUGCCAACUAUCGCGAACUUCAAUGUGACAAUUAAUGUUGGAGAUAGCACAAGCUCACAGUUUACGAGGAAUAAUGGAUUUACAUGGGGCACUUCGUCUGACUGUCAAUGA